This is a messenger RNA of Manacus vitellinus (golden-collared manakin), 2798 nucleotides long. It is a transcript of the gene HADHA, whose product is annotated as hydroxyacyl-CoA dehydrogenase trifunctional multienzyme complex subunit alpha. The coding region runs from base 1 to 2430 and encodes 809 amino acids. The transcript is spliced from 19 exons. The record is from RefSeq and is a predicted model, not a curated record. Gene Ontology annotation, cellular component: mitochondrial fatty acid beta-oxidation multienzyme complex; mitochondrion. Lineage: Eukaryota; Metazoa; Chordata; Aves; Passeriformes; Pipridae. Gene Ontology annotation, biological process: fatty acid beta-oxidation. Gene Ontology annotation, molecular function: NAD+ binding; enoyl-CoA hydratase activity; long-chain (3S)-3-hydroxyacyl-CoA dehydrogenase (NAD+) activity.
AUGGUCACACUCAGAGCUGAGAUCAACGCCUUGGUGUCCAAGUGGACAUCAGUGACAAGGAGCAUUCCCUGGGUUGGGAUCAGGACCAACAUCUUUGUCAGGGACAUGGACAGUGGGAUCCAGUGCAGCCUCAGGGAGGUGCUGCCCCUGGGUUAUGCCUGCCGGAACAUCUCCGCCUCCGCCGCCCUGCAGGCCAGGACCCACGUGAGCUGUGACAUCAAAGGGGACGUGGCCGUCGUGCGCUUCAACACACCCAAUUCCAAGGUGAACACCCUGUCCCAGCAGCUGAGUGCUGAGUUCACGGAGGUCAUGAACGAGAUCUGGGCCAACGAGGCCGUGAGGAGCGCCGUGCUCAUCUCCUCCAAGCCGGGCUGCUUCAUUGCCGGGGCGGAUCUCAACAUGCUCGAAGCCUGCAAGACCGCUCAGGAAGUGACUCAGCUCUCUCAGGACGGACAGAAGAUGCUGGAAAAAAUCGAGCAUUCUCCAAAGCCUGUCGUUGCUGCCAUCAGUGGCAGCUGCCUGGGAGGAGGCCUGGAGGUCGCCAUCGCCUGUCACUACAGAGUGGCAACAAAGGACAAGAAAACAGUCUUGGCCACUCCUGAGGUGCUGCUGGGCCUGCUGCCCGGAGCAGGGGGCACUCAGAGGCUGCCAAAGAUGGUGGGACUCCCCGCUGCCUUCGACAUGAUGCUGACCGGCAGGAACAUCCGCGCCGACAGAGCCAAGAAGAUGGGGCUGGUGGACCAGGUGGUGGAACCCCUAGGGCCGGGUGUGAAGACUCCGGAGGUGCGGACGAUGGAGUACCUGGAGGAGGUGGCCAUUGGCUUUGCCAGGGGCCUGGCCAACAAGACUGUGUCUGCCAAAAGGUCCAGGGGGCUGAUGCAGAAGCUCACAGACUAUGCCAUGGCCCUGCCCUUCGUCAGGCAGCAGGUUUACAAGACAGUGGAGAGCAAAGUUCAGAAGCAAACCAAAGGGCUCUACCCCGCUCCCCUGAAGAUCAUCGAGGUUGUGAAGACGGGUCUGGAUCAGGGCCGUGACGCCGGAUACCUCCUGGAAUCCCAGCACUUUGGCCAACUUGCACUGACCAAGGAAUCCAAGGCACUGAUGGGGCUCUACCACGGGCAGGUGCACUGCAAGAAGAACAAGUUUGGGGCCCCUCAGCGAGAGGUCAAGACCCUGGCUGUGCUGGGAGCAGGGCUCAUGGGGGCCGGCAUCGCCCAGGUCUCCGUGGAUAAGGGCAUGAAGACCAUUCUGAAGGACACGACACAGAAGGGCCUGGACAGGGGCCAGCAGCAGGUCUACAAGGGGCUCAACAGCAAGGUCAAGAAGAAGAGCCUGACAUCGUUUGAGAGGGACUCCAUCCUCAGCAACCUGCUGGGCCAGCUGGACUACAAGGGCUUUGAGAAGGCAGACAUGGUCAUCGAGGCCGUGUUCGAGGACAUCAACGUCAAGCACAAAGUGCUGAAGGAGGUGGAGGCCGUGAUCCCUCCUCACUGCAUCUUCGCCAGCAACACCUCUGCCCUGCCCAUCAGCCAGAUUGCUGCUGCCAGCAAGAGGCCUGAGAAGGUCAUUGGGAUGCACUACUUCUCCCCAGUGGAUAAGAUGCAGCUGCUGGAAAUCAUCACCACAGACAAAACCUCCCAGGACACGGCGGCUUCCGCCGUUGCUGUCGGCCUCAAACAGGGCAAGGUCGUCAUCGUGGUGAAGGAUGGGCCUGGAUUCUACACCACCAGGUGCCUGGGGCCGAUGCUGUCGGAGGUGGUCCGAGUCCUCCAGGAGGGCAUUGACCCAAAGAAGGUAGAUGCCAUCUCCACAGCCUUCGGGUUCCCGGUGGGAGCUGCCACGCUGAUCGACGAGGUGGGCGUGGACGUGGCCACGCACGUGGCCGAGGACCUGGGCAAGGCCUUCGGGGAGCGCUUCGGGGGAGGCAGCAUCGACCUCUUCAAGCUCAUGGUGCAGAAGGGCUUCUUAGCUCAGGCUGUGGGAGCAGCCCCAAGGGACUUCCUACAAGAGCAGGGAGUGGCAGGACAAGGGGAAGACAGGUCUAGUGGAAGGUGUCCCUGCCCAUGGCAAGGGGUUGGAAUGAGAGGAGCUUUAAGGUCCCUUUCCAGAACCAUCCCACGAUUCUGUGAUUAUCCACGUCCCAGCUUGUGGGGUCAGUCAGCCUCUGCCCAGUGCCAGUGGGCAGCGAGCAGGGCCCUGGCUUACCCUGCCAAGAGACUUGGGGGUCUGUCACCCCCUUGGUGCCUGUCCCUCCCGUGCCAGCGCCGCGUCCCUGUGCCCGCAGGUCCCUUCAGGUUCGCCGACUCCUAUGGAGCCCGGCAGCUGGUGGACAAGCUGCGCAAGUACGAGGCCGUCUACGGCAGCCAGUUCACGCCGUGCCAGCUGCUGCUGGACCACGCCAACAACCCCGGCAAGAAAUUCCACCAGUGAGGGACCCGGUGACGCGCCCACAGCUCCCCGGGGCCGCCCCAGCGCUCCCGACACCCCGUUGUCCAUAGGUUAAUCUCCAAAGCCCCGGGGGAGGAAGGGGAGGAGGGAGGGGGGCACCAGGCUGCCUCAUGGCUUGUAGUCAUUUCAAGUGCCUUAUCAGCCACUUUGUGUUGGGCACCUCCGUCCCGUGCCAGCCUGGGCCAGCCUCUCCGUGCUGGAGAGGGGAUUUCUGCUGCCUUCGCCUCCAUGCUGCGGCCUCCAGAGCUCCCAGUCUGGCCAGUAGCAUCCAGCACGUGGCUGGAGCCGAGGCCUUGCCUUUCCAUAGACAUCUACCAAAAUAAAGCCCCGUCUCCUGGGUUUGGACUCCA